Molecule: messenger RNA, 621 nt
Organism: Raphanus sativus (radish)
Lineage: Eukaryota; Viridiplantae; Streptophyta; Magnoliopsida; Brassicales; Brassicaceae
Exons: 1
Coding region: 1-621 (206 amino acids)
Source: RefSeq, a predicted model, not a curated record
AUGUACGUUAAUACAGACACACAAUCGCAACAACAAAACCAAGAUAGAUACAAGUCUGGUAGAGGAAGAGGAAUAGGAGGACGCUACACGUACCGAGGAAGAGGACAAGGUCGUUACGAGUAUAAUGGAUAUAACGGAGGUUACUACAGACAAGAGAAAGAUACAUCGAAGGUGGUAUGCUUCAGGUGUGACAAACAUGACAUUAUGUUGUCUUGUCCAGACAUAUUGCUUAAGUUACAAGAAACAUAUGAAAUCGAAGAGGAUACUAGACAAGAAGACGAUGAACUAAUGAUGCACGAAGUUGUAUUUCUUAAUGAGAAGAACAUCACGCCAAGCAAGUUUGAAACAAACUCAGCUGGAGAUAAUAUGUGGUAUCUAGACAAUGGAGUUAGCAACCACAUGACUGAGAAUCUCAGUUACUUCUCAAAGCUUGAUGAGAUAAUAAUGGGAAAUGUGAGGUUUGACGAUGAUUCACAUAUAGACAUAAAAGGUAAAGGAUCAAUGCUCUUCAUAACAAAGAACGGUGAAAGAAAUAUACUUACCGAUGUUUACUUUAUCCAUGACCUAAAGAGCAGCACCAUAAGUCUUGGGCAAGCCACUGAAGCGAGGUGUGAGAUUUGA